AAAUAGUUCUGUUAGUAAGACAUUUGCGUGAGGUCUGAUUUUUUAUUUUAUUUUAAAAAAUAAAUAAAUGAAUUAAAGUUACUACAAAAAAAAGUGACUGAAAUAUUACACAUGGCAUAAAUCUGCUGUUAAUUCAGACGUAUUGAGUAUUUAAUAUUAAGAGUUGCGGUUGCUAUGGGCGACGCGUUUGACCAAUCAGAGUGCGUGUUGUUGUGCAGCCGUGUUGAUGAAGGCGUCACUGGAUACCAGGUGAAGGCUGGGUGAUAAAACUAUAACUUUCCCUGGAUAUCACUGAUCUGAACGCUUCAGGAUGACUGCAGGUUCUGUUGUGGCUCCAUUCAUCAUUCCCAUUCGGAUUCCGACUCCUGGGAAAGCCAAGCAUGAAAUAGACACCAAUACGCCCAUCGAGAUCAAGUCAGACAGCCCUGAUGUGAGAAUCUUCUACACCCUGGAUGGCAGUAAACCGGAGUUGGUGCGAAGGCCAGGGCUCGGGGACAGCAGCACGCUGAGAUACACCGAGCCCAUUCGUUUACCCAGUGGCAAAGUGCAUGUCAGGGCCAUGGCUGUGACCAGCGAUGGAAGACAGAGCGCCGUUGUUACAAAGGUCUUCGUGGUGGAUUGUGUGCCAUCUGAGCUCCAAGAACCCCCUGAGGACAAUCAGGAGAGCUCUGCAAACCGUUUUGAGCAAAGUGACUUCAAACAUGAGCAGGUGAAUGGUGCUGGAGAUGUUUCUGCAAAACUUUUAGACUCCGCACGGCGCACUCGAAAAGGCCCGCGUUUUCUGCCCCAGCGUUUACAGAGUGCACCGGUAGCCCCGCCCACAAAACGGCCACAGAGUACAGGAGAUGGAGAUGGCCUGCUGAAAAACCUGAGCAGCACACAGAUAUCUCGCCUCCAGAGAGAAACCGAUUUCCUCAGGUGUUAUAAGUGUUUGAGCCACCGGCCCUCAGACCCCUUCGCCCGGUUCUGUCUGCAUUGCGGAGCUCCGGUGCCACCGAUCCCAGGACAGAGACUACCUCCUACUGAGGGGGGGCAGAUGAUCCUGUGUGUGCAGUGUAAGAGCAUGGUGCCAGCGAACACGUCCUCAUGUGUGGUGUGUGAGGCUCCUAUUUCCCCACAGCUUCAACCACAGGCCAGCCUGAGGCUGCAGGGCAAACUGAUCUGUCCAUCAUGCGGCACAGGAAACCCCGCCCACAUCACCUACUGUGUGACAUGUGAGACCAGACUCAAGUCUCAAGCCAGCACUCCUGUGUUGAGCGGACAGCGCGCUCCUCCUCUGCCCUCCUCGGAAGGGAAGAUGGUUCCCUGCUCCAAAUGUAACAGAGUAAACCAUUCAGAUGCUCGAUUCUGCGACUGGUGUGGUGCCAAGCCUGGCCACACAGCCAAGUAUCUGACCUGUUCCAAAUGUGGAGCAAGCAGCCACCCGUAUGCUAACUUCUGUGGAAGCUGUGGCGUGUUCCUGGAAGGUCCGCCCCGAGGGUCUGGCAACAGUUUGCAGCCGAGUGCGCGAGAGGACGCGCUGGAACCCGAGCAGAGUUCAUCUACACGUCAUGUCCCGGUAGCGAGCGUGAUGAGGGGUGUGGACGCACAGACCCAGACUGCUGGCCUCUUUUACCCCUCCAGCACUGAUCUGCAGAAGCGGAGCCAGCAAAGAGAGGCGGAGCUUAGCAGACAGGGGCAGAUGAGUGACAGGAAGCUUUUACUCUCAGCGGUCAGUCCUGGACGAGGAUUCUGGAGGAAGCAGCUGGAUCACAUCUGCGCUCACCUGCGCAGUUACACGCAAAACAAUAGUGAGUUCAGAGCGCUGGUUGGAGAGCCACGGAUGGGCAGGCUGAUCUCUGCUGCGAUUGAAGAGGACAGCUAUGAGGUCAGCCUGCGUGUUAACUUCGUCCUGGCUCCUCCAGACAGAUCCAGGUCAUCGCCAGCAGGGCAGCUAGAUGGAUCGUUCCGUGAGAAACUUAAUCUCAGUGAUGUUACUGAGGGGAGGAGCAAGCUAACCACCAGCCAGACCAGCCUAGCUACAUUGAGUGAAGCCACAGCGCCUGGAACAAGUGCUAGGAACCGGAAGAAGAGCUGCACUUCAGCUACAACUGAGCAAUCACCGGUGUCCAAAGACAGCCUGCUACUGAGGGAGGUGGGGCCAGAGGGGCGGGGCCGAAUCUCAGUGGUGGAGCAGCUCUUGGAUGAGGGUGCCAACCCGUCAUGCCUGGACAGCCACGAGCGUCCACCUCUGGUUUCAGCUGUGCUAAACGGACACCAUGACGUCAUCCCUAUGCUGGUGCAGAAAGGUGCAGAUGUUGACCAACUUUCAGGGAAGAGGAAUAACAGCGCCCUGCACGAGGCUGCAGCUUCGGGGACCGAAGGCUUGAGGAGUGCGGAGAUUUUGCUCGGAUGCAACGCAAGUUUGAGAACCCUGAACAACCACGGUCAGACACCGUACAACGUGGCCGAGGCUUCAGGCUGCAGCUCGAUGCUCUCACUAUUAUCGGCUCACGGGGGACGGGGCGGGAUCAACACCCGGAGCUCCUCUGGACUCGACACGUUCUCUUAAGUAGCCAAGAGAAACCAGCUGAAUAUGUGGACUCGUUUGUGGCACAGAGAAAAACAUAACAUAACAUCUGGAAAAACAUAAUUUCUGUUUUAACUUGAGAUGACCUAUUUAGGACCGUUAUUUUUUCUCAGUUAUUUUUGUAUGAAUGCAUGGCUCCAGAUUCAGCCUAAUGUGCGAAUUCCUGGUAUAAGUUCUCACUUGUACAAAGAAAACAUUCCAAAAGUGUUUCCAAUUCAUAAUGCAGAUAUUCCAAUCAGAGUAUCUCUGAUUCCUGGAAACCCCCCCCCCCCUUUUCCCCCUAGCUCACAUUAGUAAUGGUUUGCCUGGUGUGAGUCAGUUUGAGGUUUUGAUUAUAGAAGUGUUUACAGGUAUGUGAUUAGUGAAUAAUGCCAUUCUGAGGUGUCCUGCUGG
This is a messenger RNA of Hemibagrus wyckioides, 2962 nucleotides long. RefSeq names its product double zinc ribbon and ankyrin repeat domains 1 (gene dzank1). The record is from RefSeq and is a predicted model, not a curated record. The transcript is spliced from 21 exons. Gene Ontology annotation, molecular function: protein binding. Gene Ontology annotation, biological process: eye photoreceptor cell development. NCBI's taxonomy places the organism in Eukaryota, Metazoa, Chordata, Actinopteri, Siluriformes, Bagridae. Bases 311 to 2551 code for a protein of 746 amino acids.